AUGCUGGGGAAAGGGGUCGUGGGCCGGGGCGGCGGCACCAAGGCGCCCAGCAAGCCCUCGUUCGUGUCGUACGUGCGCCCGGAGGAAAUUCAUGCAAACGAGAAGGAAGUAACUCUUCACUUGUUGCCAGGUGAACAGCUGCUUUGUGAAGCCAGUACAGUGCUGAAGUAUGUCCAGGAGGAUUCCUGUCAGCGUGGGAUCUAUGGGAAACUUGUGUGCACGGACUUCAAGAUCGCCUUCUUGGGCGAUGAUGAAUCUGCGUUGGAUAAUGAUGAGGCCCAAUUUAAGAAUAAGGUUAUAGGAGAAAAUGACAUCACACUCCACUGCGUUGAUCAGAUUUAUGGAGUGUUUGAUGAGAAAAAGAAACCUCUUUUUGGACAAUUGAAGAAAUACCCUGAAAAACUCAUCAUCCACUGCAAAGACCUUCGAGUGUUCCACUUUGGUCUGAGGUACACAAGAGAAGAGGAAGUCAAAAGGAUUGUCAGUGGCAUAAUUCAUCAUACCCAAGCUCCUAAACUGCUUAAAAGAUUAUUUCUGUUUUCCUAUGCAGCUGCUGCACAAAACAAUACAGCCACUGAUCCCAAGAACCAUACUGUAAUGUUUGACACCCUUAAGGACUGGUGUUGGGAAUUGGAGCGGACCAAAGGCAACGUCAAGUACAAAGCAGUGAGUGUCAAUGAAGGCUAUAAAGUCUGUGUAAGAUUGCCAGCAUACUUUGUUGUCCCUAUUUCUCUUCCUGAAGAGGACGUGCUACGCUUUCAGGGUCACGGCAUACCAAUAUGGUGCUGGUCCUGCCACAAUGGAUGUGCCCUUUUGAAAAUGUCAGCACUGCCCAAAGAACAGGAUGAUGGCAGUUUACAAAUCCAAAAGAGCUUCUUGGAUGGAAUUUACAAGACCAUCCACAGGCCACCCUAUGAAAUUGUUAAAACUGAAGACCUGUCAACCAACUUCCUGUCCUUGCAGGACAUCCAGACUGCAUACUCUAAAUUUAAACAGCUGUUUCUGAUAGAUAAUAGUACGGAAUUUUGGGACACAGAUAUAAAAUGGUUUUCUCUGUUGGAAAAUAGCAGUUGGCUUGAUAUAAUCAGACGUUGCCUGAAAAAAGCAAUAGAGAUUGCAGAAUGUCUAGAAGCACAAAACAUGAACGUUCUUCUUUUAGAGGAGAAUGCUUCAGACCUCUGCUGCCUCAUUUCCUCUCUGGUACAAGUGAUGAUGGACCCCCACUGCAGAACCAGGGUUGGUUUCCAGAGCCUCGUCCAGAAGGAGUGGAUCAUGGGCGGCCACUGUUUCCUGGAUCGCUGCAACCACCUCCGUCAAAGUGACAAAGAGGAGGUUCCCGUGUUCCUGCUGUUCUUAGAUUGUGUGUGGCAGCUGGUGCACCAGCAUCCCCCAGCAUUUGAUUUCACGGAGACUUACUUGACUGUUUUGUCAGAUAGUCUAUACUUACCUAUUUUUAGCACCUUCUUCUUCAAUUCGCCUCAUCAAAAAGAUAUUAACAUGGGUAGGGAACACCAGGAUACACAGAGCAAGCCUUUGAAUCUGCUCACCGUGUGGGAUUGGUCUGUACAGUUUGAACCCAAAGCCCAGAUGUUGCUCAAAAACCCUCUUUAUGUGGAAAAGCCAAAACUGGACAAAGGCCAACGGAAAGGAAUGCGUUUCAAACAUCAACGACAAUUGUCUCUGCCACUCACUCAAUCUAAAUCAUCUCCCAAAAGAGGAUUUUUCAGGGAAGAAACAGAUCAUUUAAUUAAAAACCUUCUGGGCAAGAGAAUUAGCAAAUUAAUUAAUUCUUCUGAUGAGCUGCAAGACAAUUUUCAAGAGUUCUAUGACAGCUGGCACAGCAAGCCCACCGACUACCACGGACUGCUGCCGCCUCACAUCGAGGGGCCAGAAAUCAAAGUCUGGGCCCAGCGCUACCUGCGCUGGAUUCCGGAAGCCCAAAUCCUGGGUGGUGGUAGAGUGGCCACCAUGAGCAAACUCUUGGAAAUGAUGGAGGAGGUAGAGCGCUUACAAGAGAAGAUCGAGGAGAGACACCACAGCCAGGGGGCCCUCCCUGCAGAGGGCCCCUCGUUGCUGAGGAGCUCGGCCCGCUUGUCCUCUUUGUUUCCUUUCGCUCUGCUGCAGCGACACUCCUCAAAACCGGUCCUUCCCACCAGUGGCUGGAAAGCUCUGGGUGAUGAAGAUGAUCUGGCCAAACGAGAAGAUGAGUUUGUGGAUCUAGGAGACGUGUGAUUGUCCACUUAGUGGUCAUGAAGGAGGGACGUUGAGGGUUGGGACAGGCAUCGAACCCCUUUGCUCUCUGGAUGAGUGGGUCACACUGCAGCUUACCACUGCAGCAGGCAGGGAGGCAUUUGUCCAGGGCUCUGGAGCAGGAAACCCGGAGCUUCAGGAAAAGAGCUGGUUCUCAUGUUUUUAUGCUCCUGAAAGACUAUGCAAUUAAAACCGGAUCUCUAGUAUUAUUAAUUGAAAGGAAUUAUUACUUGACCCAUAAUCGAACUGUGGCCAUCGUCUGAUGCAUAUUAUACAGAACCGGCGGUGGCUGGUUUACUACUAGAAAGGGCUUUGGUCUCACAUUCUUGGACUCAAUAUUUUCUUCAGAUCUUUUCUGUGCCAAGAUAAUUUAUCCAGUCAUUGGGAACAGUGUGUAUCUUGCUACCCAUCUUACUUCGGAGCAAAUUCAGCUUUAUCUGAUGUGUGUAUGGCAAAUUGAAAGACUCAAGUAGAGAUAUUCAGAUGUAUGGCAUUCAUUUAAACCCUAGCAUUUUUCCCUUCUCUAUCCUCUUGCCGGA
This is a messenger RNA of Canis lupus familiaris (dog), 2789 nucleotides long. Its product is annotated as myotubularin-related protein 12-like. The record is from RefSeq and is a predicted model, not a curated record. Lineage: Eukaryota; Metazoa; Chordata; Mammalia; Carnivora; Canidae.